Molecule: messenger RNA, 3286 nt
Organism: Apis laboriosa (Himalayan honeybee)
Lineage: Eukaryota; Metazoa; Arthropoda; Insecta; Hymenoptera; Apidae
Product: chromatin assembly factor 1 subunit A-B-like
Exons: 11
Coding region: 72-3098 (1008 amino acids)
Biological process (GO): nucleosome assembly
Cellular component (GO): nucleus; CAF-1 complex
Source: RefSeq, a predicted model, not a curated record
UCGCGAAGAGCUUCUUAUUGACCAAACGGCUUCGUGAGCCGUCCGAUCGGUAUCCGAUACUCAUCGAACGAAUGCAAGUUAUCAACGAGUCAUCUGGCGGAGAAAAAAUCAUUGACAUGAAAAUGAUGGACAAUGAUGGACAAGAUGAUUGUAUUGAGGCAAUUACUCCUAUUAAGAAAAAAAAAAUGAAACAAGCACAAUUGCCAUUUCAAAUGCAAAAUCAGAUACAGUCAUCGAAUGUUGUUCAAAGUAAGAAAAGGAAAUUAACAUCACCUUCGAUCGAAAAUAAUUCUCCGAAAACAGUGAAAAUUUUUAAGAAAAGUUUGAGUAUAGAUAUUGCAGGUAGUAAAUCAAAUAAUACAGAUAUUGAUACAGAAAAUGAAAAUGAUAUAGAAGAGAUAGAAGUUGAAAAUUUGAAAGAAAAUUCAACAUCUAAUAAAUUAAAAACUGAAAAUAAAUGUGAAACUCCAAAACAGAGUGGACAAAAAACAUUAGAAAAAUUAAAGUCAAGUCCUUUAACAAAGUUCCUUCAAAAGACUGAUAAACAAAAAAAUAAUUCAAAGGAAGAGUCUCAAAUUUCUUUGCAAGAAGGAAAAGAUGACUUAUUUGAAAAGACUUCUGAAAAAAAAUAUAUAAGUAACAUAAGCGUAUCAGAGACAAGAAAUAAUUUAACUAAUAAAAUAGAAGACUCACCCUUUACUGUAAAUAAUUCUCCGAAUCAGACUGAUUCUGAUAUUGCUAUUUUAUCGUCCGAUGAAGAUAAAGAUGAACAAACAAAAUCAAUUACUAAUACAAUAAAAGAUGUAACUAGUAUCUCAAAAAAUAUUAAGACUCCUAAAAUGGAUAAAAUAAAGCAAAAAAAAUUAACACCUAAACAAGAAGAAAAGAAAUUAUUAAUUGCUAAAAGGAAAGAAGAAAGGCAAAAAUCGAAAAUGGAAAAAGAAAAGAAAUUGGAGGAAGAACGAGAAAAUCGAAGAAAAGAAAAAGAAGAGAAACGUAAAGAAAAAGAGGAAAGAGAAAAAGCUGAAAAAGAGCAGAAGAUGAUGGAGAAAAAAAUGAAAGAACAAAAAAAACAAAUGGAAAUCGAACAAAAGCAGAAGGAAAGACAAGCAAAAGAGGAAGAACGUAGAAAGAGAGAAGAAGCUAAGGAAGAGGAAAAAAGAAAAAAAGAAGAAGAAAAGUUAGAAGCAGAACGUAAGAAACAAAAAGCAGCUACAACUUUUGCCAGUUUUUUCGUCGCUAAGAAACAAGAGAAAUGCAUUGAAGAUGAAAAUACAACCGAAAUAAAAAAUUUCAUGCCUUUUGAAAUUAAGGCGGACAUGAAAAUAGCUCCAGUUUGUAGGAGAAUCCUAGAAGAACAGGAGAAAUUAUUAUUAGAUGAAAAAACAAAUAAAGGAAAUACGGAAAUAUCAGAUUUAUAUCUUAAUGAAAUUAAAGAUAAAAAAAUUGUUCCCCGCAAAUCAUUUAAAACUUGGCCACUUGAAGCAAAAGAUGAUAUAAUUUUAUUAGACGAAGAAAACGAAGGUAGUUCGAACAUCGUAAAUCAAGAUAUCGUUGUAGAGAAACAACGACCUAAAUUAUUACAAUUUUCUGAAAAUUUGCGUCCACCUUAUUGGGGUACAUGGAGGAAACGCAGCAAAAAUAUUAAUCCUCGAAGACCGUUUUCAAAAGAUAUGGAAUACUUCAAUUACGAAAUUGAUUCGGACGAGGAAUGGGAGGAAGAGGAACCAGGUGAAUCGUUGCACGGUUCGGACGAUGAAAAAGACGAAGAGAAUCCGGAGGACAACGAAUACGAUGUGGAUAACGAUUUCAUGGUACCUCACGGGUACUUAUCCGAUGAAGAGCUUCGCGCCGACGAAGAAGAUAAGGAAGACAUGUCCCCUGAAACGCAAAAAGUUAGAUUGAAAUUACUUGGAGAGCAAUUCGAGUCGGAAAGGAAUACGAAGACUUCGAAAUUGAAGCCAAAAAUAAUUGGUAUAAUUUGGAGAGGGCCCGACAACAAUUUUCCACCAAACGUACCAGCAAAGAUUGCAGACUUCUUGGCAGCACGUGAGGCUUGGGUCCGUCAAAUACCGUGUUCAGCUCUGCUGUCAACGCCAACCACGUCUGAGAACGAGACAGCUAACGAGCGCACUUCGCCUUCGCCUACGCAGCAACAAGCGCCAUCCAGUUCGAAGAAAACACGAGUUCCGGAAGCGGCUAUUCCGGACCUGAUUCGACUUGUACACGGGAACGUGCAUGGUAGAGGAUUCCUCGUAAAAGAGUUCAUGACCUAUUGGAGCAAGAGGGACGAUUCAAAUGAUAAUUACAUCUCGAAGGCAAGUUUAUUGCAAAAAAUUCGUGACAUUGGAAAAUGGAUGCCGUGCCCAGAGGAGGGGCCGAUGCAUUCGAAGGCUUGUUGGUACGUUCACGAGGAGAUCAGGAAGAAAUACGUUAACGAGGAGCUAUCAUUGCCAAAUCAAUGGUUGUACAGUCUGAUUCCGAAGAAGAAGAGGAACGAUAACUCGCAAGUCGUUGAGAAAGUAGAGAAAGAGGAUAAGGAUAAAGAGAGGAAGAACGUACCUUUGAUUACUCAGUUCACUAAAAAAAUCACCCAGGAGGAGAUGAAGAAACAAUUAACUGUUAAACCUAAUUGUACUAUUACUAGUAGUUCACAAACUAGUUUGCAAAGUAAAUCUACGAGUAAGCCUCCUAAAAGGGCGAGAUUAAUUUCUGUUAAAAGAGGCGAAGAGUUGCCUAAAAUGUCGAGGGAGAAUUUGCUGAAAGAUUUCGUCAAUAUGAAAGGUGACGAUAAAAGUACGACCGAGAACAAUGAUUCGGAUGAUGUGAUUGUAUUGUGCGCCAAGAACAAUGAAAAUAAUGAUUAUCAAAAGGGGAAAGGAGACGUGUCGGAUGAUAAGAAGGAGAGCGAAGAUAGACUUGUUGCUGGUCAUACAGAGUCUGAAGGGAAGAAAAACGAUGAAGAAGAAUCAUCAAAUGAUGAUGACAAUAAAAGUAUUAUAACGUUGAAAUCUGAGAAUUCGGCAGAGAAUGAUGUAUCAAAUGAUAAGAAUGUGAGCAAAACUGUAGAUACUCCUAUGAACAUCGACAGCGAUUAAAGUAAAAUAUUAAUAACUUGUGAAAAAAAAAUUACAACAGAUUCGAAUAUUUUACGUAGAAAAAAACAACUUCAAAAAUGUGAUAAAGACACAACUGUAGUUAUAUAGAUUUAAAAAAGAAAUAAUAAAUUUGACGGAAUAACUUCUGUCGCAAUAUAUUCAUGGAAUAAAUCGUAUUUUUGAUAUUA